UAUUCCAAUACGCGUUAACCAAACAAGGCGGGGUAAAAUAAAGGAACAAAACAGACUGAUACAAUCAUUCUCUUGACGAGCAAACAAAGCUUAUCCAAAUGAAACAUGCCAACCAACAACCACCACCUCGUCGGCCCAACGUGCCGGCUGCAACCUGACACGGAUCCUUCCUACCCCGGCUCUUCCACCACCAUCUCAUUACCUGGCUGUGACUCAGACCUACUGUUCUUUUUGCCUUAUGCUGCGCUUCCUACCAAGUCAAACUGCCACUGCUGCGUCGGCAGGUUCCGGUUUUCCUCCCGUAGAUCAGCAAGUGAGGGUGACGAGGCUGCUCUGGGUGAGUGACUUGAAGAUCUAAUCUGACAUCCGUUUGAUCCAACGAUUGACAACAAUAACUUGUUCCCUCUAUGUCUUCCACAGCGCUCCACUUUGCCCUAAGCCCCACCUACCCUACCUACCACCAGAUACCCACCUCACCUCACCUUGGCUACUGAGCCUUGCGUUGACUUGUGCCUGACUUCUUCAUCAAUCAGAACAAAGAAAAGAUUUGUGCUUUCCCAAAAUCUACCCAGAAGCUCGCCAAGAAGUCUGCAUCUGCAGAGAAGACACAGAGUUCAAUAAACUACAACAUCUCGUACACUACAUCCUCUUUCUCCAACCUGUAAGCCCAAAGCUCAGAGACCUCCAUCAUCAACAUGGCUUCAGAAGUCAAUGGCUCAUGUCUCUGCGGAGCCGUCAAUAUCUACGUCGCUGGUGAUCCUCUCGAGGUGCGCCUCUGCUACUGCACCGACUGCCGCAAGGUCUCAGGCGGCACCAACAGCGUCAACUGGUGCGUGCAGUCGAGCCAGGUCUCGAUCGAGGCGGAGGGCGGCGUGUCGCUGUCAUCCAUCACCGUCAAGGCCGACUCGGGCGCCUCCAUGACGAGCUUCUUUUGUCCCAAGUGCGGCACCACGCUCUACCGCCAGAGCACCGCCUAUCGCGGCUUGCUCUUCGUCAAGGCCGGCGUCUUUGACGACCACGUCCUGGACACCCGCAGGCCCCAGGUCGAGGCGUACAUCAUGCACAGGCCCGUGUGGAUUUGUGCCCUUGCCGGAACGCAGCAGAAGCAUGAGGGUUGAUUGUGAUGGGUGAUGGGAUUUCACAUUGAGAACUUUCCUCUGUACAUUUGCAUCUUCUCUUCUUCUUGUUUUCUGUAUCUCUCAUAUGGGCUUUAGAUGAUGGCAUGGGAUGAAGUACGAUCGGUUAUGAUUGGUGGAGCGGAACCAUGUUGCUGCGUUGCAAGCCUGCGCAGAAGGGUUGACUAGUGAUGGGCUGGAGGAAAUUUUGGGAGAACAGAACCAUUCAGAAAUCCGAG
This is a messenger RNA of Pyricularia grisea, 1354 nucleotides long. RefSeq lists its product as uncharacterized. The record is from RefSeq and is a predicted model, not a curated record. Bases 696 to 1118 code for a protein of 140 amino acids. The transcript has 3 exons. Gene Ontology annotation, molecular function: carbon-sulfur lyase activity. Lineage: Eukaryota; Fungi; Ascomycota; Sordariomycetes; Magnaporthales; Pyriculariaceae.